Messenger RNA from Schistosoma turkestanicum, 5028 nucleotides. The record is from the annotation of a GenBank genome assembly. Lineage: Eukaryota; Metazoa; Platyhelminthes; Trematoda; Strigeidida; Schistosomatidae.
GCAUUGAAUUGGAACUAAUUUGAAAGUACACACACACACACACUAUGUCAAGUGGUGGAGCAGCUAGUGUAAUCACAAUGAAAGCAACCACAGCUGCAUUCCCACAAUCUAAUGCACAAGCACAAAAACAACAUUCUCAAAAUAAUUUACAACCAACUAAUGUAUUUGAUCAACAAUUACAAUUACAACAACAUCAACAACAUCAGCAUUUGUUACAACAACAACAACAACAGCAGCAGCAACAACAACAACAAUUACAACAACAGCACAAUCAAAAUCAACACUCCCAAUUGCAUCGAUUAUCUCAGCCACAUUUAUCUGCAUCAUUGCAUCCUGCUCAAUCGAUUGCUCAAAAUGUUGUUGCCGGUGGUGGUGGCGGCGGUGGCGGUGCUGGUGGUGGUCAUCCAACUCAUCCAAGUGUCUUCCCAAAUGCUGAAUUUUUUCAAACUUUACAACAAACUGCCGCAGCAGCUGCAUUGCCCACGGUACUUCCCUAUGAUCAAUCACAAUAUAUUGGUCAAUUAAUGUAUUUCCCAUAUCCAACAGCGGCUGCAGCAGCUGCCAAUGGAUUAUUUAGUGCUGCUCAAUCGACUGAUCCAACGCAUCAUAUGUCUGCACCUGGUGCAAGUGGUGGCACUCAAGCAACAAUUAUUAAUCAAGCAUCAUGUAAUGCUGCCGCUGCAGGACAAUUAUUAAGUGGUGGACUUGUCUCAGCUACACCUAGUGGAAUGAUGACUUUAAAUAAUGCCACUGGUUCAAAUCAAAUAAAUCAUGCUAAUCAUUUGUUUGCUUCUGGUGCUGGCUUAGUCGGUAUUGGUGGAUCCGGUUCAAAUGCAGUAUCAGUGUCGACAAAUUCCGCUUCCUUGGCACCUUUAUUUACAACAGCUCAUUUCUAUCCUCAUCAUCAUACACAACAGACUGCUGGUCAACAGCAACAACAGCAACAGCAACAACUUCAAAUUCAUCACCAGCUACAACAACAACAACAACACCAUCCGCAUACAUCUGUACACAUGCAACAUGUUCAAUCGUUGGCAGGUCAUGCCGGUGUUCAUUUACAACAACAACAGUCCGCUGCUGCUGCUGGUGCUACUGUCCUAUUGCCAAGUUCCAUGUUAUCCUCGCAACAAACUCAUCAACCGGUGCAUUCAACAUCACAGAAUCAUUCAAAUAAUAAUAAUACUACUAACAAUAACAAUAAUAAUAAUAAUACUAAUGAAAAUAUGCAAAAAUCCGAUGAUAAAUUACAAUCUAAUACACCAGUGCAUACACCACAAAAACAAUCAGAUCAAGAAUUAUUAUCACAAUCCACUCAAUUAGGUACACCAUCACAAGGUAAUAAUAGUAGUAUGGAUGCUAGUUCAACUACAGUGAAACGAGAUAACAAUGGUACAGGACAUUUUGUAUGUGGUGUAUGCGGUCGUGAAUUCGGUAUGCGAUGUCGUCUUAUAGCGCAUACUCGACGUCAUACUGGUGAACGUCCUUUCCCAUGUGCUGAUUGUGGACGAGCUUUUUCCGAUCGAGGAAAUUUACAACGUCAUCGUUAUACACAUUCAAGUCAACCAAGAUUUCAUUGUACAGUUUGUGGAAAAUCUUUUCGUCAAGCCUCAUGUUUAUCUAAUCAUCGACGUUUCCAUUGUGCUGGAGCUACAGGUCGUCCUUGUCCUUUCUGUCAACGUUCUUUCCGUUCUUCAUCCAGUCUUCAAAUGCAUAUCCGAUGGAAACAUCGUGCUGAUGCUGCAGCAGCUGUGGCCGCGGCAGCGGCAGCCGCCGCAGCUAGUGGUUCAUCUUCACUUUCUGAAGCAUUCACACAUUUACCAGGAUUAACAUCUUAUGUUUCAACUGCCACAGUGAAUGGUAUCCCAACAAUGUCUUUAAAUGGAAAUGAUCUACAACAUGCAAUCCUCAUGUCUUCUGCAUCUAUCCCUAGUCAUAAUAAUCAUAAUAAUAAUGAUGAUGGAACAAUGGAUUCUAUUUUAGGUACAACCCUAACCAAUACAACGACAACAAAUAUUGGAUCACCGAAUAAACGAAAAUGGCGUCGAAAAUCCAAACCGAAACAAGCUCAAAAUGCAUUUGGUAAAUUGACCGGUGAUGGAUUAAACAUUCUAGCUGGUAUUAAUCUAAGCGAAGGUAUCGAUGUGAAUGCUGCUGCAGCGGCUGCCGGUGCUGCCGCAGCUGCUAUCGGUGGUCCAGUUCCAUUAGAUCGUAAAGGUCGUCCAUGUAAUUAUCCUUGUCCGGCAUGUCCACGUCGUUUUGCUUUUCAAUGUCGUCUUGCUGCACAUCUUCGAUGUCAUACAAAUAUUCGUCCAUUUAUAUGUAUUGAUUGUGGUCGUGCAUUCACACAACGUGGUUAUUUAGUACGACAUGCAGCUGUGCAUAAAUUGGAUAGACCAUUUUCAUGUGGCCUAUGUGAUCGAUCAUAUAAACAUUAUGGUUCAUUGGUGAAUCAUCGACGUACCCAUAGUAAAAGUGGCAAUGGUGGUGGUGGCGGCGGCGGCGGGAUUGGAACAAAUCUUAAUAAUUUAAAUCUAUUAGGAACAAUUACAUCAACUACAAAUAUUGGUGGUACAUUGUCAAGUUUAGAAGAAGUAGUCAGUGGUGCAUUGUUAGGACAAUCACAUAAUAAAACGGAUUCAUUAUCCGAUUCAAUUAAUAAUAAUGGCAGUAAUAAUAAUAAUAAUGGUAAUCGAUCAACUACUACAACAAUUACUUUGUUGCCAGUGAGUAAAGUCGAAGAAAUAUUACCCGGUGAUUUGAAUAAUUCCAUUCAACAAGUAUGUUUAUCAUCUGGUAGUAGUAAUCUGUUGACUGUUUCUGAAGGUCAAGAUCAACAACAACAACAGCAUAGUUCCGACCAAGUCACAUCACAUCAACUUACUGCUACAGCAGUAUGGCCAAUUUUAGCUACAGGUACCGGUGUUGCUGCAGGUAUUAAUCAUGUAUCACAAGCUCAAUUAAUUCCUUCCUCUGUUGUACAACAACGACAACAAGCUGCUGCUGCCGCUGCUGCUAUGGUGUCCGGUUCACAUUUUUCCACUAUUACGAUCUCACCUACACAAUUAGUUCAAUCUAAUCAACCGUCAUCAUCAUCAUCGGCAGCAACAGCAGUUCAACAUCAACAACAAUUACCAUUGGUCACUGUGCCACGAUCUCAAUUAAAUCAAUCAAGUAGUAGUAGUAGUGGUAAUUGUACAACUAUGUUAUCAGCUGCUAGUGUUGUAGCAGCAGCUGCUGCAGCUACACCGACAUUUGUCACAUUACCUUUAUUCAAUAAUAAUAGUAAUAAUAAUGGUGGUCCAAAUGAAUCGGAUCGAUCGAUUUUGAAUAAUAAUACUAAUGGUCAGUUGACGUCAGCAUCAUCAUCAUCGUCAUCUACAACAACACCAGCAGCAACAACAACAACAACAACCGGUACACCUGUACAACAACAUCAUCAAUUUCAUUGUCCUUCAACAAGUAGUUUAUCCGAUGCAUCGUCAUUAUCAUCAUCACUGCAAUUACAGCAUCAUUUUCAAAUUGCACAAAGCACUGCCACACUGCAACAACAACAGCAGCAGCAUAAUUCUGCGACGACACGAGUUAGCAGUGGUAUGGAUUCGAGUAACAACAACAACACCAACAGUAGUACUGCUCCAGUACUGCAUGUACUACAACCAUCACCGAGCAUUUUCUUCUCACCGUAUUAUUUACCACAUUCGGCAGCAUCGCAAAUGUAGAGAGAGAGAGACACACACACAUGUGCGCCCGUAUAUACGAACACAAGCACACACACAUAUAUGUACACAUAAAAACGAACAGUUGAAAUGAUGGGGCACCGUUUGAUUAUUUAUCUACUCAUAUAUAUGUGUACGUAUGUAUAGCUCAAAUAAGAAGGAUAUCAGCACACACACACACACACACACACGUUCACAGACACACACAUAUGCAUAUGUAAAAGAGCAGUGAGUACCAGUAGUAGUAGUAGUAGUAGUUUGUCUUCAAUUGUAAAAUUGUACACUCAACAUUAGGAUCAUAUAUAUUGUCUCCUUUUUUUGCUCGAUUUUACUUGUCCCUUUCUCUAUGCGUGUGUGUGUGUAUGUGUGUAUAGAGAGAGAGAGAGAGGCGGUAGAUGUUCAUUUUUGUGCUGCUAUACCGCACACAACUAACUAACUCACUAACUACAUGUUUGAAUACCAGUAAAUUUAUUCCUCUUUUUUUUUUUCUUAUAUCUAUUCAUAAUCAUUAUUGUAAUAAAAAUGUUUUUACUCUUCUAAUUUUGUUUGUGUAAAAUGAAUGAUUGAAAAAAUUGUUUUAAAUUCACAUCAUCGUUAUCAGCAUUAUCUCAAUUCCCUAUGUGAUCUCUCAUCUGUUUAUUUUUUUGUUUCAUUUUUAUUGUUAUUGUGUUGCUCUCCCCCUUCUAUCGAUUUGUUUAUUUAUUCACUUCGUGUAAGUGUGUGUGUGCGUGUGUGUAUAUCAAUGUCAGUUUUCUCUCUGUGUUUUUCAUUUUACGAUGAUUAUUCAAUCAAUAUCAACCGAAGUCAAGAUCAUCAUCAUUGUUAAAAACAUGAUUUCCAAUUAGCCUUCCAUAGAUUUAGUGUUGUGCAUUCACAACUAGUAUGACACAUACACAUUUUUUAUUGAUCUCUUGUCUUGGUUUGAUGUUUUCUGUCUCUCUCUGCCUCGCUCGCUCACUUACUCAAAGUACUUUUUUUUCCGAAAUGCAUGAUUUACUUCACACAUUUAUACAUGUUGUCACUUACUGACUUACUCUGCUUACUGCUGUUGUUACUAUUUCUGUUUCCCCGAAUCCGCUGUCUCUCCCUCUCUGUAUUGGUCUUCAUUCUCUUCUUCAACGAAUCAACAUCAUCGCCAAUACAACACAACACAAUUUGUAAUGUGUAUUUUAUAGUACUUUUUUUUGAAAAAAAUAAAAAGUUUUUACCUCAAUCACACAAUCAAUUAAUCCAUUGCAAACAAUGAGAUAAUUUAAAUUUUUGUUUCUUAUUUUCUCUCUCUCACUUUCUUCAAUUAAUCAAUCAAUCAAUC